AUCUAGCAACGCAAUUGCUAAGGUUGCCCUAUGGGAAGGUAAGAACACGGAUGAAAGGGUUGGGAAGGUAAAUUCGCUGGGGGUAGUUCGACCGCGACGUCAACGGGCCGGUCCUCCCCGCCAUGGGGGCGGCUGACCAAUACAUAUCCCCAUUCCAUGGUCUUCUCUCUUUUUGGGUUUAAGUUCCAUGGUUUUCUCUUCGUCGCAGAAAAAAGCCCAUGGUCUCCUCGUCCACCAAUUAAUAUUAAUUUCUGAGGGUAUAAGAAGCCAGCAGCUUCAUCAAAACGCUAAACCAUGGCUCCUCUUCCGGUUCCCAUCCUUAUCCUCUCCGUCCUCCUCCUCCUCAGCUUCCAUCCACCAGCCAAAGCCCAAAAGCUGAUUAAUUACUUCUCCGCUGCUAAUUCCCCCUGGUUUCCCUCAAACAACAGCAUCCUCGUCUCCCCGAAACAAACCUUCGCUGCCGGCUUCAUCAACUCCUCUUCCGACAGCUACUUCUUCGGGGUGUGGGUCCAACAGUCAUCUAAUAAAACUGUGGUCUGGUCUCUGAACCGCCCCAGACCGGUCGGCAACUCAUCUUGCCUCGCCAUCUCCCCCUCCGGCGUCCUCUCCCUUAAUGACUCCUCCGGCAGCAAUCUCUGGAAGAAAGCCGUCGGAGGUUCCCGGCUGGUCCUCCAAGAGACCGGCGAGCUGCGCUUCGGCAAGUGGACCAGCUUUGACUCCCCCACCGACACCGUCCUCACCAACCAGCCGCUACCUCCGAACCGUACAACGCUGAGAUCCGGCAACUACCAGCUCGUAAACGCAACGAGCCUCGUCUUCAAUGGCGCCGACACAUUCUGGGCGGCGACCGACGUCAUCCGCAACCUCUCAUCCGACGGGCACCUGCUCAUGGACAAUGCGCAAAAUUACAUCAUGGCAGACAUGGGACUGUCGGUGCUCCGAAGGCUUACUCUGGACGUCGACGGCAACCUCAGGGUCUAUAGCCUUGGAAGGCACGGCCAGUGGGACGUGGUCUGGCAGGCGAUCCUGGAGCUCUGCACCAUCCAUGGCACCUGCGGGGUCAAUGCCAUCUGCGAGCCCCUCGGGUCGAACGGCACAACCUGCUCCUGCCCACCGGGCUACGAAAAGUCCAGCAACCUCAGGGACUGCCAAAGGAAAAUACCAAGCCUGGUGCAGAGCCAAUUUUUGCGGCUGGACUUUGUGAGCUUCCGUGACCGGCCCGGCACGGACGACCCGAAACCGACACCGCUCAAUUUAGAGACCUGCAAGUCGAGAUGCCUGGACAACGCCAGCUGCGUCGCGUUCAGCUACAAAUAUACCGGCCAGCAGGAUUGCGUCAUCCUCCACAACCAGCUCAUCGAUGGGUACUGGUCGCCGGCGACGGAGCUCGCAACAUUCCUCCGGGUGUCGAGCUCUGAGACAGACGUGUCCAACUUCACGGCGAUGAUUUCCAUGAUCGAGACGGUGUGCCCGGUCCGGGUCAGCCUCCCCGUCCCUCCCAAGGCGUCCAAGACCACCGCCAGGAACGUGUCAAUUAUUGCCACCCUGUUCACCCUGGAGCUCCUUGCCGGGAUACUGUCCUUCUGGGCCUUCCUUCGCAAGUACUCCAAGUACAGGGACAUGGCCCGGACCUUCGGGUUGGAACUCCUGCCCGGAGGAGGGCCCAAGCGGUUCUCCUAUGCCGAGCUGAAGGCCGCCACCAAUGACUUCUCCAAUGUGAUCGGCAGCGGCGGGUACGGCGUGGUCUACAAGGGGCAGCUCCCGGACCGCCGUGUUAUCGCCGUCAAGCGCCUCAGGAACGUCGGCGGUGGCGAAGCGGAAUUCUGGGCCGAGGUCACCAUCAUUGCGAGGAUGCACCACCUGAACCUUGUCCGCAUGUGGGGCUUCUGCGCCGAGAAGGAGCAGCGGAUGCUCGUCUAUGAGUACAUCCCCAAUGGCUCCCUCGACAAAUUCCUCUUUCCCAAUGAAGAAGUAUUGGGCGAUGACACGACCGAGGAGUCGAAGAAGCGGCUCAUCACUCCAAGGCCUCUUCUUGACUGGAACAUCAGGUACAGGAUUGCACUUGGAGUGGCCAGAGCGAUUGCUUACCUUCAUGAAGAGUGCCUCGAGUGGGUUCUGCACUGUGACAUCAAGCCGGGGAACAUACUGCUUGAGGACGACUUCUGCCCGAAGGUAUCGGACUUUGGCCUCUCAAAGCUGACCAACAAGAAGGACAAGGUGACCAUGUCUCGGAUCCGAGGAACCAGAGGAUACCUGGCUCCAGAGUGGGUGAUCCAUAGGGAGCCGAUCACUGCGAAGGCCGAUGUCUAUAGCUUUGGCAUGGUGCUACUGGAAAUUGUGACGGGGGUCAGGAACAGCGGAUUCCGGCGAUCUUCGCUGGAAAGCGAGGACUGGUACUUCCCCAAGUGGGCAUUUGAGAAGGUGUAUAUGGAGCGGAAGGUGGAAGAUAUUCUGGACUCCCGAAUAGCGGACAGUUACGAUGAUCGAAUGCAUUUCGAGUUGGUGGAACGCAUGGUGAAGACAGCAAUAUGGUGCUUGCAGGAUCGAGCAGAGAUGAGGCCUUCCAUGGGGAAGGUGGCAAAGAUGCUGGAGGGGACGGUGGAGAUUACGGAACCAGUGAGGCCAGCUAUUUUCUGCGUCCCAGAGGAGAAAGCUCCAUCAGAACUAUGAGAAUCCAUCUGUGUAGAAGAAAUGGAUGGAAUUCUGGAAUUAAAUGAAUGGCUAUAAAGGAGAACUGGUUAUGCUAUGAUCUGAAAUGAAUUCAGAGUUUGGAAUUAUAUUCAGCCCCCGAAACUGGGCUCUGUUAUGUAUAAUUAUAUUUCAGUGGGUAAGUCUGUUUCAGUAGAUUGUAGUAGUUUGGAAUAAUAUUCAGAGUAGCCAGAAAACUGGGCUAUGUUAUGUAUAAUUAUAUUUCAGUGGGUAAUUCUGUUUCAGUAGAUUGUAGUAUUUUGGAAUAAUAUUCAGAGUAUCCAGAAAACUGGGGUAUGUUAUGUAUAAUUAUAUUUCAGUGGGUCAUUCUGUUUCAGUA
Elaeis guineensis (African oil palm) is the source of this 3028-nucleotide messenger RNA. RefSeq names its product G-type lectin S-receptor-like serine/threonine-protein kinase At1g34300. Gene Ontology annotation, molecular function: protein serine/threonine kinase activity; ATP binding. Gene Ontology annotation, biological process: recognition of pollen; protein phosphorylation. Lineage: Eukaryota; Viridiplantae; Streptophyta; Magnoliopsida; Arecales; Arecaceae. The record is from RefSeq and is a predicted model, not a curated record.